GUUCCUCCGCACUAUAUAAGUUGUGAAUCGGUUUAAAGGGUUGGGUUAGGGUUAGGCUACUUGUUCAUUAUUCGGUAUUCAUUCGCCCCUUAGACCUAUACUUCCGAUCGGGAAUUCUAAAGUCGUUCCUAUACGUUGUCUCUACUAAUAAGCUGCCGCCAGGUGGCCAGUGUGUAACCACCAUUGGCUAGUUACGGCCACUCUCUGGGAAUGUAAUGCAAACGAGUUGUUGAGACACUAGAGUCUCUCUAGAGGUUGUGUAUACAUGACGUAUGUUAGUUAGUUUCAUUCAAUUGCUUCGGUCGGACGGGUUGAGCAGAUCUUGGUUGCAGUGCCACAAAAUCGGAGAUUUAAAACAGCCUUUAUUUCUAAUCUCUAUGAUAUCCAACCCUGGAGAUAGUGUUACCGCUACCGUACAGACGAUGUAAAUAUGCAUUUUGCUCUUAAAGGAAACUGGUGGCCAAUUGCUAUCUUGCUCCUCUCACUACUACAAGUCGACCAAGCAAUUUCAGACCCAUGCGGUGCUGUAAAGACCGAGUUAACUGCCGCAACAAAAGCUAGAGACGAAUGUUUAGCUAAGGUGCAGAAAACAUCAGAUGAAUCAUGCGAGGGCUCAAAAGUUGCGGUCAAUCUACGAGAGUCUUUGAAGAAGAAGGAUGAGAGCCUCAAUCAGUACGUGAAGAAGAAUUCAGCACUGAAUACCGAGCUUUUGGAAUGUCAAGAAAUCAACAACAAUAAUAAGGACGAAUUGCAACAGCAUGAAAAGAGGAAAGCGCUCCUGGAUAAAAGGUUGAUGGCUACUAAAGAAAAGUUGACAAAAUGUGAAGACCAGGUUACUGAAUUUGGCCCAGAUGAUGCCACCGCUGCUCAGCAAGAGAUAGUUUUCCUCCAUAAACAGGUGAAAACCCUCCAGGACACUAACGCAGUACAAUACAUGACGAUUGGAGAAGUGCAGAAAAGUUUGAAUGAGCUUCGUAUCAUUGAUGCUGUCUGCCAGUCAAAUUACACUAAUCUCGAAAAGGAUCAUGCCAACUGUAACAUGUCACAGGGUGCCAUUGCUCAAGAUUAUGAGAUAUUGAGGACUCUUUUGGAAUAUAGGAAUAUAAUCCUGAGUGUGGUCGGAACAUUCCUAGUUGGCCUUCUGUUAGUCUAUACGUGUAUCUGUUAUGGGCAUGGACACCACCCUCCCCCACACAUCCAACAAGACCAAGAGGAGUUCAAAAGACAAUUCAUCCGUGCCACCUUGCCUAUUACAGGAGUACCACAGGCAAUUGGCAUGCAUGGAGGUGCACCUCUUUUUGAUGUAACUUUCGUUCGUCCGGAGACGGUAGACCACCAGAUUUGGUUGAAGCAGAUCGAGCAAAACCUCGCACCGCAUGAUGUGACCGUUAACCCACAGAAGUUAACUGAGUACGAUGCACAUUGUCCACCACCGAGCAAAUCGGUGAUCUUCAUGUCAGUAAAGCCAGAGGGAUCGAAAUUCUUCUGCAUCAACCAGGCCAAGAAGGAAUAUUUCCACAUUGCCGACAACAAAGAGUUGAUUGAAUAUGCAGAGAAGAAAUAUGAGAGGGGUGAUUAAAUAUACAAGGACGCUCACAGAUUAGGAACACUGGUCUUGUCGUUGCCAAAGUGACAAACUUCAGUUCGUCAGUCUACUGUCGCCAACUUGAGCUGUCUUAAUUUACAUUCAUCAUCAUCAUCAUAUCUAUUUCUAUGCUUAUAAAUUGUUUUCCUCCAGUCGAUACUUUGUGUUUUCACCUGAUAACCUUAUAUUAGCCAAGCCUAUUCUUUUGUAACAAUUUCAAGUAUGUAUGAGUAGCUUCGCAAAUCUGAAAUUGGUCAGGGUUGAUUCAAAUGGCGAAUUUCACCUACCAAUAUUGAAAUUAGACUUAUACACGUACUGACGUGGUAGUAUGCUAGCAGCUUGUUGCUGUAUAUAUGUUAUAAAUAAUGGAAAUUUCGUUGUGUUUUGCCAUUAAUCAAUAAUCUGUCAUCUUGACGUACAAGUGUUUGACACUGUUUUUACAUGUCGGACAUCACUCUUAUAAACCAAAGGAAGUUGUACUGUGGGGGCUAAAGCCCCUCGAGAGGAUUUUGGACCCAAAGGCCCCUUAUAGGGUCAAGUCCCCCAACCAUUCUGGGGGGGGGGGGCUUUAGCCCUCCACCGUACAACUUCAUGUGCUUGCAUGUAUAUGGGAGCUCAUGAUGUAACAUUUUGUAACGCCACAGUGAUAAUGGCGACAUUUCUAAUAAAAUGUAAUUGGUCAUAAAUUAUAAAGGUUUA
Molecule: messenger RNA, 2284 nt
Organism: Lineus longissimus
Lineage: Eukaryota; Metazoa; Nemertea; Pilidiophora; Heteronemertea; Lineidae
Exons: 7
Coding region: 431-1579 (382 amino acids)
Source: RefSeq, a predicted model, not a curated record